AUGUGCAAGCAAGUCAUCGACCAGGCGCCAAGGGAGACCGAGGUGGUGAUUGCCUUUGGGAAUGCAUCCUGGAAGCAAGGGAAGGGAUAUGCAUCCAGUCCCAGGAGACUCAGGUUUGUCAAGUACUUUGAGCAAUUCCACCACCACCAGAGACGCCCACCAGACCGAUCCGUCUCCAAGAUCCGUGUGUGCUCGGUGAACGAGUUCAACACAUCCCAGUCGAUCAUCGCCACAGGAGAUCGACCGGUCAUUCAGCAGGGUCCAGAGAUCUGA
Messenger RNA from Polychytrium aggregatum, 273 nucleotides. RefSeq lists its product as uncharacterized. The record is from RefSeq and is a predicted model, not a curated record. Lineage: Eukaryota; Fungi; Chytridiomycota; Chytridiomycetes; Polychytriales. Bases 1 to 273 code for a protein of 90 amino acids. The transcript is spliced from 3 exons.